Molecule: messenger RNA, 4380 nt
Organism: Paraglomus occultum
Lineage: Eukaryota; Fungi; Glomeromycota; Glomeromycetes; Paraglomerales; Paraglomeraceae
Source: the annotation of a GenBank genome assembly
AUGUCGGAAGGAAAUUUACGUCUAUGUGGACCGGGAAGCGAUUGGGACGGAUUUUUCACUGAAGACGGUCUUGACUUUACCCCUUGUGCGAGAGAAGUUAUACUGAAUGCCUGCAUUCCACUGACGGCCGUAAUCGCAUCCAUAACGGGUCUUUUUCUACGCUGUCUAUGUCGAAGGUCGAGAGAAGAACAUUCCUACCAGCUCAUAUCGCCAAUAAGCCUAGACUUUGAUGAUCAUGAUACGCUUGAACCUGUAACGAUCACCAAAUAUGAUUUGUCUCAGUUCAUCAUAUCUUUCAUUCAUUUGGCGUUUGUGGGGUUCCUUUUUGGUUGGAGAUUUGAUGAGUAUUUCGAAACGUUUAAGUACGGAAUAUAUUGGGUUAUAGGCGCUGUCGGUUUAUUUAUUUCUUGGUUCUACAUAGGGGCUCUAAACGCAUGUCAUUUGAUAACGCGGCAAAAACAGUCGCAAUAUGCUUACAUCAAGCAUCUGUCUGUACUGUAUGCACUUUAUGCAGUAACAGCUGCGGUAAAUCUUAGAUCCGUGUUGAAAAAUAGCAACAGGGAAUACGAAUUAGUAUUCGCUAUAUGCAAUGCUGCUGCAGGUCUUGUCUUGUUUGCAUUAUCUGUGCUAAGACCGCGCCACCCCGAGUUAAGAGACGGAGAAGUGUCGCAUGAUACAACUGCAUCACAAUGGUCACUUCUUUCGUUUUCAUGGAUGAAUUCGUUGAUCAAAUUGGGGAAUACGCGUGAGCUGACUGAGGCUGAUCUAUGGGACCUUCCAAGAAAAUGCGAGGCAGUUCGAUGUUAUCAAGAACUUCUAGGAAUGGCUAAUAUGGACGUUCUAUCGCGUUUGUUUGCUACAAAUGCUAAAAACUUGACCCGAUUUUUCAUUAUUGCAAUAUUUCGCUCGGUAUUUGCGUUUACCACGCCGUUUUUUCUUCAACGUCUGCUAGAAUACAUGCAGAAAGCUGAUCGGUCUCAAAAGCCAUCCGAAGAACCUUAUCUUUAUAUAUUUGGAAUAUUGGUAUCUGAAAUAGCAAGAAUUAUCUUAUUGAACCAACUGAAUUAUCAGGUAGUUUGGCUCGGAACACGCGUGGAGCAAAUGCUAAGCGUACUUCUGUAUGAGAAACAACUACGCUCAAUGACUGCACCGUAUCGGAGCAGCACGAGAACCAAUAGCGUUUUUAAUGUGGACGUCGACGAUAUAGCAGGAUUUUUUUCAAACCUUCCAUUUCUUUUUACCAUUCCAUUGGAGAUAAUUGUCGCUACCUUUUACCUAUAUUGCCUGUUGGGAGUAUCGGGGUUGUUUGGUGUUUUUAUCAUGAUACUUUGUCUAUGGGCCAACAGAAAGAUAGGAAAGCGUGUCAGUCGUCUGCAAAAACGGGUCAAAAAAGCACGCGAUGAACGAGUAAGCGAAAUAUUCGAGUUUCUUCACGCAGUUCGAAUGAUCAGGAUGAUAGCCGGGGAACGCAACUUUUACGAAAAACUUAUGCAGUCUCGCAAAAUUGAACUCAAGCAUCUCCGGAGUCUUUUCCGACGUAUUGCCGUUGUCAAUAUUUUGGUCCAUAUUACGCCAUUCCUUGUAACAUUGUUUGCUUUUGCUGUAUACACUCUUACGCUUGGUAAAUCUUUGACGGCAGCAAUCGCUUUCACUAGUAUAAUGCUCUUCAAUACGUUGAAGCAACCCCUUCAGAUUUUACCGAAUUUAAUAACGGAACUGUGCGGGCUCGGUGCUGCUGUUGGACGAGUAGAACGUUUUCUUAAUGAACCGGAUGUGCCAAGAGAAUUUCCUGUUUCUAACGAUUCUACAAAUAUGAUAAGGGUAGGCUUUGACGGUGCUGAUGUAGCAUGGUAUAACCGUGGCCCGAUAGAGUUUAUUUUGAAAAAUUUAACUAUAGAGUUUCCAAUUGGAAAAUUGAGUCUUUUAUGUGGUCACGAAAGUUCUGGAAAGAGCAUGGUGCUGUUAUCUCUACUCAGAGAAACAAUUUUGUUGCAAGGCACGAUUCAAUCCCCACUAGGUUCAAUUGCUUAUGUCCCACAGCGGCCAUGGCUUGAGAAUGGGACUAUACGAGAUAACAUAUUAUUUGGAGAAAUUUAUCGUCGUGAAGAUUAUUGGAAAGUUGUUGAGGCUUGUUGCUUGACCGGAGAAUUCGAAAACAUGACUCUGUCUGAUAUGACCGAGUAUGACGAGAAAAACGCCGCCUUGACAGAGGCUCAGAAAGCCUGUAUUACUCUAGCCCGUGGAUUCUACAGCUCCGCUCGUGUAUUACUUUUGGACGAUUGCUUGUCGUCCGUUGACGCUCCCAAAGCACGGCUGAUACUCGAGAAUUGUCUUAAUCAGGGAUUCUUUAAUGGACGUACGGUCAUUGCCGUGUCCCAAUAUACUAGGUUGCUGCUGAGUUCUGCUGACUAUAUGGUCGUGUUGGGUGAUGGUAGGGUUCUGGCAAAAGGCACACCGGACGAGGUUAAAAAUUCGGGGGCACUAAGUGAAGAGAUGCUUGGUAGGGAAGAAGAUCUUGACAAUGAAAUGAUAGACAGACCCGUCACUGAAACGAAGAAUUGGGCAUCUGAUGAGGCCCGUACGCAUGGAUUUGUUCGACCACGUGUUUAUUGGUUCUAUGUGAAAUCAAGCGGCGGAGUUAUUAUAUGGCUGGUUUUAGUGCUUUUAUUCGGAAUUAUUCGAUCCUUAACAGUUGGAGAGACUUACUUACUGAAAGUAUGGUCGGAUGCGUUUGUUAACAAGACGCAUGAUCAGUUAACCGAUGAACCAGAGACAAAGCCUGUAGAUAAUUUAUACUAUCUACGAAUUUAUGCCGUCAUUGCUUUGGUAUCGGCUUCUGUUACUAUCGCUCGUAUGAUAUGUCAGUCUUGUGUAUCAUUGAAAGGUUCUAGAAGGCUCUUUACUAGACCGCUUAAUGCCAUAGUAAGAGCACCAUUAAGCUUCUUUGAUACGGCGCCAUUGGGAAAAAUCAUGAACAGAUUUUCCAAAGACCUCGGACUGGUCGAUCAAGGAAUAGUGACGGUCAUGGCUAAUUUUCUGGGAAAUUUGGUGGGUGCUAUAAGCGUCUUAUUGGUCGUAACGGCUGUCGUCAAGGAGUAUUCGGUGGUAUCAGUCAUCAUCGCCAUAUGUUACAUACGUAUCGGUACUAUGUACAUAAAUGCGUCAAGAGAGUUGAAACAAUUGCAAAGUAAGACACGAGCUGUUGUUACAUCUUGGUUCAAUGAUACUGUUGGUGGCAUUACUGUUAUUCGAGCCUACAACUGUGAACGUCAUUUCGCUAGUGUUUUUGUUCAAAGGCUUAACACAGCAAACCGAACAACAUAUCUGUUGCACAUGUCUAACAGAUGGAUGUCGGUCCGGAUGGGAUGCAUCGGUGCUGUUGCAACGUACUUAGCAGGCGUGUUUAUUCUCUGGCAUUUUGAUAGAAUCAACGCUGGCCUUGCUGGUUUUGCUUUAAGCUAUGCAUUGAGUUUCGUACAGAUAGUCUUUUUACUCGUUAAAGACUUUAUAACGAUGGAAACUGGUUUGAAUAGCGUUGAACGCAUUUCGGAAUAUAUUGGUAUGCCGCAGGAACCUCCAGCAAUUAUUGACAGUCAUCAUCCUCCAAAUGCUUGGCCUACAAGAGGGAACAUUGAAGUCACCAAACUGGUUGUCAAGUAUUCGGAAACAAGCAUCAAGCCAGCUCUCAAUAAUAUUACAUUUUCAGUCGACCCUGAGGAAAAAAUAGGAAUUGUUGGAAGGCAUGCAAUACAAGUUUAUGCUGUUUUAUUAAGAAUGAUUAGCUUACAACCCAAUAAACUAAUUGGCUGGUAUUAUUACAGGACGGGUUCCGGUAAAACUACGCUUGCAAAUUCUUUCCUGAGGCUUAUAGAGGCUUCAGACGGCGCUAUUGUUAUUGACGGUAUCAAUAUUGCUGACAUUGGGCUAGAAGACCUUAGGUCACGUAUAACACUGAUAAACGAAGAUCCUAUAUUGUUUGAAGGGACAAUACGUUCUAAUCUCGAUAUUUGUAAUACGUACAAUGAUCAUGAAUUAUGGGAAUCUCUUCGAAGAGUAAAUUUCAUAUCGAUUGAAGAGAAUCCAGCCAGUGACCAAGGUGGUAUCUUAGUUGGACCGAUUAAAAGUCUAGACGAUCCGGUUAACGAAGGUGGAAGCAAUUUUUCAAGAGGACACAGACAGCUCCUAUGUUUAGCAAGAGCUUUAUUGAGACAGGCAAAGAUAAUUGUAAUGGACGAAGCAAUGGCUAGUAUUGAUCCAGAGAUGGCGAACAAAAUACAAGAGAUAAUUCGUAAUGAAUUUCAUCAUGCAACAGUUUUAUGCAUCAGUCACCGAUUUCGAACCGUGAUUGAUUCAGAUAGAAUACUCGUUCUCGAUAGCUGA